AUGCUCCACCAGCAAACCUCCCAUGGCGCUCCGCAGGAAGAAGAGUUCAAGCUGAAGGACACGAACCCGCAGCUGGGGGAGCGGUGGCCGGGCGGCGGCGCCAGCGGGUGGAUGGGUGGCGCCGGCGGAUGGUUCGCCGGCGGCAGCGACAAGCUGACCAGCACCUACGAUCUUGUGGAGCAGACCUACUACCUCUACGUUCGCGUGGUGAAGGCCAAGGAGCUGCCCACUAGCCCCGUCACCGGGGGCUGCGACCCCUACGUGGAGGUCAAACUGGGGAACUACAGGGGCACUACGAGGCACCUGGAGAAGAAGGUCAAUCCGGAGUGGAACCAGGUCUUCGCCUUCUCCAAGGACCGGAUCCAGUCGUCAACGCUGGAGGUGUUCGUCAAGGACCGGGAGAUGGUGGGGCGCGAUGACUUCCUCGGUCGCGUGGCCUUUGACCUCAACGAGGUCCCCACGCGGGUUCCCCCCGACAGCCCGCUGGCACCGCAAUGGUACCGCCUGGAAGACCACCGCCGCCGGGAAGGAAAGCUGCGCGGGGAGGUGAUGCUGGCGGUGUGGGUCGGCACGCAGGCGGACGAGGCCUUCCCGGAGGCGUGGCACGCCGACACCGCCGCCGUGCAGGGGGAGGGCGUGGUCAACGUCCGCUCCAAGGUCUACGUCUCCCCGAAGCUGUGGUACCUGCGGGUGAACGUCAUCGAGGCGCAGGACGUGGAGCCCGCGGACCGGCGGCGGCGGGGGGUGGCGGAGCUGUUCGUGAAGGCGCAGGUGGGGAACCAGGUGCUUAAGACCCGGGCUUGCGGGGGCGCCACCGCCCCGCUGUGGAACGAGGACCUGGUUUUCGUGGCGGCGGAGCCGUUCGAGGAGCAGCUGGUGCUGACGGUAGAGGACCGUGUGCACACCGGCAAGGAUGAGGUGCUGGGGAGGAUCUCGCUACCGCUGGGGGGCUUCGAGCGGCGGCUGGACCACCGCCCGGUGGCGUCGCAGUGGUUCAACCUGGAGAAGUUCGGCUUCGGGGCGCUGGAGGGCGAUCGUAGGAAGGAGCUCAAGUUCGCGAGCCGCGUGCACCUUCGGGUCUGCCUGGAGGGCGCUUACCACGUACUAGACGAAAGCACCAUGUACAUCAGCGACCAGCGCCCCACGGCGCGACAGCUGUGGAAGCCGCCCGUCGGCGUGUUGGAGGUCGGCAUACUUGGCGCGCAGGGGCUGCUGCCCAUGAAGGCCAGGGACGGGCGCGGCGCAGCCGACGCCUACUGCGUCGCCAAGUACGGGCAGAAGUGGGUCCGCACGAGGACCGUCAUCGACAGCUUCAGUCCCCGCUGGAACGAGCAGUACACCUGGGAGGUCUACGACCCCUGCACCGUCCUCACCCUCGGGGUCUUCGACAACUGCAACCUCGGCGGCGGCGGCGGCGGCCCCGCCAGGGACGUGAGGGUGGGGAAGGUGAGGAUCCGGCUGUCGACGCUUGAGACGGACCGGAUCUACACCCACUCCUACCCGCUCGUCGUGCUCCAGCCCUCCGGGGUGAAGAAGAUGGGGGAGCUGCAGCUGGCGGUGCGCUUCACCUGCCUCUCCGUCGUCAACAUGGUGCACCUGUACGGCCGGCCGCCGCUGCCCAAGAUGCACUACGUCCACCCCUUCACGGUGAACCAGGUGGACAGCCUGCGGCACCAGGCGAUGAGCAUCGUGGCGGCGCGGCUGGGGCGGGCGGAGCCGCCGCUGAGGAAGGAGGUGGUGGAGUACAUGCUCGACGCGGACUCCCACAUGUGGAGCAUGCGGCGGAGCAAGGCCAACUUCUUCCGCAUCAUGUCGCUGCUCUCCGGGGCCGUCACCAUGACCCGCUGGUUCGCCGACGUCUGUCACUGGAAGAACCCCAUCACCACCACGCUGGUGCACGCCCUCUUCCUCAUCCUAGUCUGGUACCCGGAGCUGGUCCUCCCCACCGUCUUCCUCUACAUGUUCCUCAUCGGCCUCUGGAACUACCGCUUCCGGCCGCGCCACCCACCGCACAUGGACACCCGCCUCUCGUGGGCCGACGUCGUCCACCCCGACGAGCUCGACGAGGAGUUUGACACCUUCCCGACGUCGCAACCGCAGGACGUGGUGCGGAUGCGGUACGAUCGCCUGCGCAGCGUCGCCGGCAGGAUACAGACGGUCGUCGGCGACAUGGCCACGCAGGGGGAGAGGCUGCAGUCGCUGCUGGGUUGGAGGGACCCGCGCGCCACCAGCCUGUUCAUCGUCUUUUGCCUCUGCGCCGCCGUGACCCUCUACGUGACGCCAUUCCGGGUGGUGGCGCUCGCCGCCGGCCUGUACCACCUCCGCCACCCCAGGUUCCGCAGCAAGCUGCCCUCCGUUCCCAGUAACUUCUUCAAGCGGUUGCCCUCAAGGAUCGACAGCAUGCUCUGA
This is a messenger RNA of Spirodela intermedia, 2409 nucleotides long. The record is from the annotation of a GenBank genome assembly. Lineage: Eukaryota; Viridiplantae; Streptophyta; Magnoliopsida; Alismatales; Araceae.